CCUCUGUAAUAACAGUGAUGCAGUGGGUCUAGUCGCUGGAAAUACAAUAAAGAAACAAGCCCUUUCUAUUAGACCUGGCCCCUCUCCUGCACAGCUCCAGUCCUUUGUAAACUCCCUCCAGUCUUUCUUUUCCUGCUGUCUGUCAGGAUCAGCCAGUCUUUUUAUCUGCUGCUCACAGCUGCUGGUACUUGAUGCACAGACCCCCAGGUCCGGCUCAUUGCUACACUUGGCCAGGGUGCUGACAGAGUCUGCAGAAGUGCUGGCUGACGAAAAUGAAAAGCUAUGCCUUUAUUUUGCACCUGCUCUGUGUCGAUCUCCACGCUGCGCUGGCGCUGCCGAAGUGGUGUCCCCAUCCGUGUUUUUGCAGCAAGGGGACAAUCGACUGCAGCAGCCGGAGCCUGACGGCGGAGACCCUGCCCGCGGGCUUCCCCGUCAACGCUUUGGAGCUUCGACUCAACGACAACAAGCUCACCAGCGUCCCCAGCGGCCUCUUCGACCGGCUGGGCAAGCUCAGGGCGGUCUCCCUGGACGGGAACCCAUGGUCCUGUGACUGCGAGAUCCUGUACCUGCGCGCCUGGCUAAUGAAACAGGAGAACCGCACGCUGUACAAGACCGUGGCGUGCAAUUCCCCAGACAGCCUGAAGGGGCGCCUGGUGAUGUACUUGGCAGAGGACGAGGUGCAGUCCACCUGUCAGUACGGGUACUGUAACGUCGCCCUCGUUUCGCAGGUCAUCCUCUUCGUCCUCAUCGCUGUCCAGGCCGCCUUGCUGCUCCUGGUCAUCUUGUUCCUCCGACGCUUUGAGAAGAUUUCCAGCGAAGCGAAGAGUAUGGAGAGAGAGGCUCUGCACGGAGAGUCGAGCAACAUCUUGUACGCGCAGAUCAAGGAAAGAGCGAGCCGCCGCUAACUAGCUUUCCAAAUAAUAAUGGUCAGCACAUUGUUAAAGGUGCGUGGGUCAUCUGUCGUGCUGUUAACAACGACCGUCAGAGUCCAGUGAAGUAAAACAAAACUAUAAACAACUUGUUGUUAUUAUUGGUAUUAUAUAUUUUGUUAAUGCAAAUUUCUAGUGUUAUUCCAGUAAAACAUCACACCCCAACCUGCACCAUUUAAAAAUGAUCGCUGUAUGUAAAUGUAGUGUAAGUUACUUGUGUGUAGAGCAGAGUCAGCGUUGCAUUUGAUUAGAAUCUGUCUUUGAAGUCUAAUGGCUCGUGUAAUAUAAAUGUUUCUGCAAAGUAAAUCCGACGCAUUGUCUGUGUCUUACUCCCCCUUGUUGGUUUGGAAGUGUGUGUUUUGUUUUGUUGUCUGAAUAAAUGGCCUGUGUUUGCACUUUUUAAACGAGUUUGUGUCUAACACAGGGGUGGCGUGUGCAUACAUGUUACGGUAUCCAGUCUUUUUCCUUGUUAUCUGCAAUAAAUGGGCCACAUGA
Molecule: messenger RNA, 1424 nt
Organism: Acipenser ruthenus (sterlet)
Lineage: Eukaryota; Metazoa; Chordata; Actinopteri; Acipenseriformes; Acipenseridae
Product: platelet glycoprotein Ib beta chain-like
Exons: 2
Coding region: 273-905 (210 amino acids)
Source: RefSeq, a predicted model, not a curated record